Molecule: messenger RNA, 7298 nt
Organism: Oryctolagus cuniculus (rabbit)
Lineage: Eukaryota; Metazoa; Chordata; Mammalia; Lagomorpha; Leporidae
Gene: NUMA1
Product: nuclear mitotic apparatus protein 1
Biological process (GO): establishment of mitotic spindle orientation
Cellular component (GO): centrosome; spindle microtubule; spindle pole
Molecular function (GO): microtubule binding
Source: RefSeq, a predicted model, not a curated record
AGACUCUUCCUGCUCUGCCACUGACUCACCCCAUUGACCUAGCCUGCAUGGCUUCCCUUCUGGUUGCUCUCAGAUGCACAGAAUGCUGGGCUGCCCAGGAUGAUGUGAGGCUGAGCUGACCAACAGUGGGUGGGAUAGGGGAAUGAGCAAACGUUCCUGUCUGUUUGCCCCUUCCCUGAGCGGAGGCUAAUUCCAAUCCACACUGCCGGAGAUUGCUCUGUCCUGGCCUGCGGAGGCUGUCCACCAGGAGGUGCAUUGGAGUGACUGUCUGGUAUCACCAAGAUGACACUCCAAGCCCCCCGGGCGGCUGCGCUUCUCUCUUGGAUAAACAGUCUGCGCGUGGCUGACCCUGUGGAGGCUGUGCCACAGCUCCAGGAUGGCAGCAUCUUUGUUAAGAUCAUUGACAGUCUCCACAGCACUGACGAGGGGCAGCAGAUCCUGCAGCAGCCGGUGCCAGAGAGAUUGGCCUUUGUGUGCAGUUUCCUGCAGAAAAACCGAAAACACCCUUCUUCUGUGGAAUGUCUGGUGUCUGUGCAGAAGAUAAUGGAGGGAUCAGAGCUGGAACUAGCCAAGAUGACCAUGCUGCUCUUAUAUCACUCCACCAUGAGCUCCAGAAGUCUCAGGGACUGGGAACAGCUCGAAUAUAAAAUUCAGGCUGAAUUAGCUGUCAUUCUUAAAUUUAUGCUGGACCAUGAGGAUGGGCUAAACCUUGAUGAGGACCUAGAGAACUUCCUGCAGAAAGCUCCUGUCCCUUCCGCCUGUUCCGUCACAUUGUCUGAAGAGCUCUCCCCGCCCAGCCACCAGGCCAAGAGGGAGGUUCGCUUCCUAGAGCUACAGAAGGUUGCCUCCUCUUCCAGUGGGAACAACUUCCUCUCAGGUUCCCCAGCCUCCCCCAUGGGCGACAUCCUGCACACCCCGCAAUUCCAGAUGAGACGGCUGAAGAAGCAGCUCGCAGAUGAGAGGAGUAACAGGGAUGAGCUGGAGCUGGAGCUGGCGGAGAACCGCAAGCUCCUCACCGAGAAGGAUGCUCAGAUAGCCGUGAUGCAGCAGCGCAUCGACCGCCUGACUCUGCUCAGCGAGAAGCAGGCGGCCAGCCCGCCGGAGCCCAGGGAGCUCGAGGAGCUGCGAGGCAAGAAUGAGAGCCUCACCGUGCGGCUGCAUGAGACGCUGAAGCAGUGCCAGGACCUGCGGACGGAGAAGGGCCAGAUGGAUCGCAAGAUUAACCAGCUUUCCGAGGAGAACGGGGACCUUUCCUUCAAGCUGCGGGAGUUCGCCAGUCACCUGCAGCAGUUACAGGGUGCCCUCAACGAACUGACAGAGGAGCACAGCAAGGCCACUCAGGACUGGCUGGAGAAGCAGGCCCACCUGGAGAAGGAGCUCGGCACAGCCCUGCAGGACAAGAAAUGCCUUGAAGAGAAGAAUGAAAUCCUUCAGGGAAAGCUUUCACAGCUGGAAGAGCAUCUGGCCCAGCUGAGGGAGAACCCACCCCAGGAGAAGGGUGAGGUGCUGGGUGACGUCUUGCAGGUAGAAACUCUGAAGCAAGAGGCCGCCUCUCUUGCUGCACGCAACACCCAGCUCCAGGCCAGGGUGGAGAAGUUGGAGGCUGAGCAGGGCCAGCAAGAAGCACAGCUGCUUGCUGAGCGGGGCCGCUUUGAAGAAGAAAAGCAGCAGUUGGCCAGUCUGAUUGCCGACCUGCAGGGCUCCAUCUCCAACCUCAGCCAGGCCAAGGAGGAGCUGGAGCAGGCCUCCCAGGUUGAGGGGGCCCGGCUGAGCGCCCAGGUGGCUUCUCUGACCUCAGAGCGCACCACACUCCAGGCCACCCUCCAGCAGCAGGAUCAAGAGCUGGCCAGCCUAAAGCAGCAGGCCCAGACGGAGCAGGCCCGCCUCACACAGCAAGAGCAGACUGCCCAAGGCCUCCGCCAGCAGGUGGAGCAGCUGAGCAGCAGCCUGAAACAGAAGGAGCAGCAGUUGGAGGAGGCCGCUAAGGAGCAGGAGGCAGCCCGGCGAGAUCAUGCCCAGCAGCUGGCCAGAGCUGCCGAGGAGCGAGAGGCCCACCUAAGGGAGCGGGAUUCGGUUCUCCAGCAGCUGGAGGCACUGGGACAGGAGAAGGCUGCCGCGCUCGAGACGCUGCAACAGCAGCUGCAAGCUGCUACUGAAGCCCGGGAUGGUGCCCUGGCCUCGGUGACACAGGCUCAGCAAGAGAAGGCAGGGCUGAGCCAAAAGGUAGAGGAACUCCAGGCUUGUGUCGAGGCGGCUCACCGGGAGCAGCACGAGGCCCAGGCCCAGGUGGCAGAGCUCGGGGCCCAACUGAGAUCUGAGCAGCAAAGAGCCACUGAGCACGAAAGGGUGGCCCAGGAGAAGGGCCAGCUCCAGGAGCAGCUGCGGGCCCUGGAGGAGGCCCUGAAAGUCACCCAGGGCAGCCUUGAAGAAGAGAAGCGCAGGGCCGCCGAGGCCCUGGGGGAGCAGCAGCGCUGUGUCUCUGAGCUGAAGGCAGAGACUCGGCGCCUGGUGGAGCAGCAGCAGCAGGAGCGCAAGGACCUGGAGGAAGAGCAGGCUGGGCGCAGGGGGCUGGAGGCCCGAUUACAGCAGCUGGGGGAGGCCCAUCAGGCUGAGAGUGAGGCUCUGCGGCAGGAGCUGGCGGAGGCCAAAGCCUCCCAGCGCAGGGCUGAGAGUGAGUGUGAGCAGCUCGGCAAGGAGGCAGCCGCCUGGCGGGUGCGCUAUGAGGAGAGCCAGCGCGAGGAGGCGCAGCACGGCGCCAUGUUGCAGGAGCAGCUGGUGACCCUGAAGGAGGAGUGUGAGAAGGCCCGCCAGGAGCUGCGGGAGGCGAAGGAGAAGGUGGCUGGGAUGGAAGCCCAGAGCGAGCUGCAGAUGAGCCGGCAGCAGAGUGAGCUUGCCCAGCUGCAUGCCAGCCUGGCCAGAGCCCACCAGCAGGUCCAGGAGAAGGAGGGCAGGGCCCAGAAGCUUGCAGACGACCUCUCCGCUCUGCAGGAGAAGAUGGCUUCCACCAGCAAGGAGGUGGCGCGCCUGGAGACUCUGGUGCGCAAGGCCGGUGAGCAGCAGGAGACCGCCUCUCGAGAGCUGCUCAAGGAGUCCCCGGGGGCAGGAGACAGAGAGCCCGAGUGGCUGGAGGAGCAGCAGGGCCGGCCGUUCUGCAGCACACAGGCAGCGCUGCAGGCCAUGGAGCGUGAGGCAGAGCAGAUGGGCAGCGAGCUGGAAAGGCUGCGUGCCGCACUGAUGGAGAGCCAGGGCCAGCAGCAGGAGGAGCGCGGGCAGCAGGAGAGGGAGGUGGCACGGCUGACCCAGGAGCGGGGCCAGGCCCAAGCCGACUUGGCGCUGGAAAAGGCAGCCAAGGCGGAACUGGAGAUGCGGCUGCAGAACGCCCUCAAUGAGCAGCACGUGAAGCUUGCUGCCCUGCAGGAGACGUUGGCCCGUGCCGUGGCCGAGAAGGACGACAAGGACAAGGAGCUGGCCAAGCUGCGUGGGCAGGAGGCAGCCCAGAGAACGGAGCUGGGGCAGCUUCAGCAAACUGUUGAGCAACUGAAGGAGCAGCUGGCCAAGAGGGAGAAGGAGCAGUCCUUGGGGCCGGCCAGUGGAGAGGGUGCUUCCAGCUCAGGUGCUGCGCCUCAGGCUGCCGGAAAGACGGAAGCAGCAGGCCCCGAGCUGGAGGCGCUGCAGGCAGAGGUGCGUAAACUGGAGCAGCAGCGCCAGCUGCAGCAGGAGCAGGUGGACGGCCUGGCACACAGCCUCGAGUCCGAGCGGGCCUCCCGGGCUGAGCGAGACCGGGCUCUGGAGACGCUGCAGGGCCUGUUAGAGGAGAAGACCCAGGAGCUGGGACGUAGUCAGGGCUCCUUAGCCUCGGCCCAGAGGGAGCUGGCCACCCUCCGUGCCAAAGCCCAAGACCAUAGCAAGGCUGAGGAUGAGUGGAAGGCCCAGGUGGCCCGCAGCCAGCAGGAGGCCGAGAGAAAAAACAGCUUUAUCAGCAGCUUGGAGGAGGAGGUAUCCAUCCUGAACCGCCAGGUCCUGGAGAAAGAGGGAGAGAGCAAGGAGCUGAAGCGACUGGUGAUAGCCGAGUCCGAGAAGAGCCAGAAGCUGGAAGAGCGGCUGCGCCUCCUCCAGGCUGAGACAGCCAGCAGCAGUGCCAGAGCCGCUGAGCGCAGCUCCGCCCUCCGGGAGGAGGUGCAGAGCCUUCGGGAGGAGGCGGAGAAGCAGCGCGUGGCUUCAGAGAACCUGCGGCAGGAGCUGGCCUCGCAGGCGGAGCGAGCCGAGGAGCUGGGCCAGGAACUGAAGGCCUGGCAGGAGAAGUUUUUCCAGAAGGAGCAGGCCUUGUCCGCCCUGCAGCUGGAGCACACCAGCACCCAGGCCCUGGUGAGCGAGCUGCUGCCCGCGAAGCACCUCUGCCAGCAGCUGCAGGCCGAGCAGGCAGCCGCCGAGAAACGGCACCGGGAAGAGCUGGAGCAGAGCAAGCAGGCAGCCGGUGGGCUGCGGGCAGAGCUGAUGCGGCUGCAGCGGGAGCUCGGGGAGCUGGGGCCCCUGCGGCAGAAGGUGGCGGAGCAGGAGCGCGCAGCCCAGCAGCUGCGGGCGGAGAAGGCCAGCUAUGCUGAGCAGCUGAGCAUGCUGAAGAAGGCCCACGGCCUGCUGGCAGAGGAGAACCGGGGGCUGGGCGAGCGGGUCAGCAUUGGCCGGCAGUUCCUGGAAGUGGAGCUGGACCAGGCCCGGGAGAAGUACGUCCAAGACUUGGCUUCUGUGCGGGCCGAUGCUGAGAGCCGCCUGGCUGAGAUGCAGCGGGAAGCCCAGAGCGCUGCUCGGGAGCUGGAGGUGAUGACUGCGAAGUAUGAGGGUGCCAAAGCCAAGGUCCUGGAGGAGAGGCAGCGGUUCCAGGAAGAGAGACAGAAACUCACUGCCCAGGUGGAGCAGCUAGAGGUAUUUCAGAGAGAGCAGACUAAGCAGCUGGAAGAAUUGAGUAAGAAGCUGGCUGACUAUGACCAGACCAACAAGAUGCAGCAGCAGAAGCUGAAGGCUUUCCAGGCCCAAGGAGGCGAGAGCCAGCAGGAGGCCCAGCGCCUCCAGGCCCAGCUGGCCGAGCUGCAGGCCCAGCUGAGCCAGAAGGAGCAGGCAGCUGAGCACUACAAGCUCCAGAUGGAAAAAGCCAAGACCCAUUAUGAUGCCAAGAAGCAGCAGAACCAAGAGCUGCAGGAGCAGCUGCGAGGCCUAGAGCAGCUGCAGAAGGAGAACAAGGAGCUGCGGGCUGAGGCAGAGCGGCUGGGCCGUGAGCUGCAGCAGGCUGGGCUGAAGACCAAGGAGGCUGAACAGACCUGCCGCCACCUCACCGCGCAGGUGCGCAGCCUGGAGGCGCAGGUCGCUCACGCAGACCAGCAGCUUCGAGACCUAGGAAGGUUCCAGGUGGCAACUGAUGCCUUAAAGAGCCGUGAGCCCCAGGCUAAGCCCCAGCUGGACCUGAGUAUUGACAGCCUGGAUCUGAGCUGCGAGGAGGGGACCCCCUUGAGUAUCACCAGCAAGCUGCCCCGUACCCAGCCAGAUGGCACCAGCGUUCCUGGAGAGCCAGCCUCGCCCAUCUCCCAGCGCCUGCCCCCCAAGGUAGAAUCCUUGGAGAGCCUCUACUUCACCCCUAUCCCUGCCCGGGGUCAGCCCCCCUUGGAGAGCAGCCUGGAUUCCCUGGGGGAUGUCUUCCUGGACUCGAGCCGUAAGACCCGCUCUGCUCGCCGGCGCACCACGCAAAUCAUCAACAUCACCAUGACCAAGAAGCUCGACGUGGAGGAGCCGGACAGCGCCAACUCGUCCUUCUAUAGCACGCAGUCUGCCCCCGCUUCCCAGGCUGGCCCGCGCGCCGCCUCCUCCACCCAGUCUCUGGCCCGCCUGGGCUCUCCUGAUGAUGGCAACGCAGCUCUCCUCAGCCUGCCUGGCUACCGGCCUACCACUCGCAGCUCUGCUCGCCGCUCUCAGGCAGGGGUGUCCAGCGGGGCCCCUCCAGGAAGGAACAGCUUCUAUAUGGGCACUUGCCAGGAUGAGCCCGAGCAGCUGGAAGACUGGAACCGCAUCGCAGAGUUGCAGCAGCGCAAUCGAGUGUGCCCCCCACACUUGAAGACCUGCUAUCCCCUGGAGUCCAGGCCAUCCCUGAGUCUGGCCACCAUCACAGACGAGGAGAUGAAAACUGGGGAUCCCCGGGAGACCCUGCGCCGAGCCAGCAUGCAGCCGGCGCAGAUCGCCGAGGGCACCGGUAUCACCACCCGGCAGCAGCGCAAACGAGUCUCGUUAGAGACCCACCAGGGCCCUGGCACUCCUGAGUCUAAGAAGGCCACCAGCUGUUUCCCACGCCCCAUGACUCCCCGGGACCGACACGAAGGGCGUAGACAGAGCACUACUGAGGCCCCCAAGAAAGCGGCUGCGGCUGCUGUUAAACAGGCUGACCGGCGCCAGUCAAUGGCCUUCAGCAUCCUCAACACACCCAAGAAGCUGGGGACGAGCCUUCUGCGGAGGGGGGCCUCCAAGAAGGCCCCAGCCAAGGCUUCCCCCAACACCCGCAGUGGAACCCGCCGCUCUCCACGCAUUGCCACCACCACAGCCAGCACCACCACCACCGCCACUCCUCGGGCCAAGGGCAAGGCAAAGCACUAAAGGGCCAGCACCAGUGAGCGGUCUCACCUGUGUCCCUGAUGCUGCCCUCGCCCAGGCUUUCUCCUCCUGUCCCUCUCAGUGCCUUCUCUCAGCUCCCAGGCCAGUGGUGGCCAAACCCUUGGAGACAGUGAUGCCUGCUUGUACCUGGACCUUCGUGGGCGCCUUCUCAGAGCUGGCCUGGGAGGCCUGGCGCUUGGACAGCGUGGGCUCUCCCUACCUUGCCUCUUGAUUUUUUUUCUUAGAGCAGAGCGACUUCUCCGUCGCAACCAGAUGAUGCCUGGGCCCAGCCAGUCUUCCUCUCAGCCUCUGGAUUUAGAAGGGACCAUUGCAGCAGCAAGCUCUGGCUCCUGCUGCUCCUGGUGGCUGCGCCCAGCAAGGGCGGGCGCUUAUGAAGCCUAGGACUGGGCACAAGCUGUGGGAGCGCCCCCGGCUGCCCACGUUCGCCCAAGGACAUAGUUGCCCAGAGGAUGCUGUCUUCCAUGACAGAGGGGCCCUGUGUCUCGGGGUGGGUGGUGUGGGGGCAGCCUUCAAUGGCAGCUCACGCCAUACCUUCCUCAGACCUGCACUGGGGUGGGAUUUGGAGUGAUGGGAAGGUUUUUAAGGGCCAGGGAUGGAUCUUUUCUAAAUGUUAUUACUUGUAAAUAAAGUCUAUUUUUCUCCCUUGA